UAGCUACUCGGAAUAUAUCCAUGGACGAACCAAACAUCAGUGAAUCAAAUCUAAACGCACAACCGGAUAAUAAAUUAAGAGUUUUAACUGUUCUUUUAGACAUUUACUUUCUUUUGCGCAGUCAUAAUGUCUGAUGAGGAAGAAGACUACAUGUCUGAUGCAUUUCUCACUAAAAUACAAGAUGUAAAACCAGGUGUCAGCAUGGUGAGGCGAGUAAAAGAAGCGAUGAAGAAGGAGAUGCAGCAAAAGGAGACGGACGUCAAGAACCGCCAGAAGACCUUCAAGGAGCAGGAGAAGGAGAGCAGGGAAGCAGCUUUACAAAACUCUAUUAGCAACGAGAACAAAGGGUUUGCACUUCUGCAGAAAAUGGGUUACAAAGCUGGUCAAGGCCUGGGGAAGAAAGGAGCUGGGAGAGUGGAGCCCAUUCCUUUGAAUAUCAAAACUGACAGAGGUGGCAUCGGAAUGGAGGAGGUGAAGAAAAGAAAAGCGGAGGAGGAACUUGAAAAUUACCGACACAAAGCGCGAGCCAAACAACAGAACGAGACCAAAUCUCUGGAAGAUUUCAGGUCAAGAGUUAGGACAGAGAGAGAGGAGCGUAAGAUUGAAGGGGAUCUCAGAAGGAGUCAGAGGGCCUGCGAACAGCUUGACAGUCAGAAGGGCAUCACUGUCCCCAGGGAAGACUGGUACUGGCCCAAAGCAGAGACUGAUGAUGAGGAAGAUGAUUCUAAGGAGGAGGAGGAAGAGGAGAUAGUGGAAUUAACUUCCUUUGACAAACUGCAAAUUUUGACAUCCUAUCUGAGAGGAGUCCAUUUUUAUUGCAUAUGGUGUGGGACCACGUAUAAUGAUGAAGAGGACUUGUGCUCUAACUGUCCAGGGGAUACAGCAGCAGACCAUGACUGAACUUUGUUUAAAAUAAAUAUGUGCAGUAGUUCCCAGUGAGGAAGGAGUUACAAAUGAUGGAUCCAGGAAACGUUAAGUGUGUAAAAGAGUGCAGACAGCAUUUUGUAACCUGCUAUGAGAAGAAGUUCAGGCAUUUGGAUCUGCUACCCAUCUGUAGAAAGAUGUCAGUUUUUAUACGUUGCUUGUGGAUGGCAGUGUUGCAUUUUUCUUUACAUAUUGAAAACAUUUGUGGCAAACUUCAGAUACCUGUUUAAUAUUUAUAUUAUCGUAAGAUGUACAAAGAUUUUUGAGACAUGUUUCAAGAGCAAUUGCAUACCUUAGUAUUCAUUAAAUGUUUUUAGAAUUAUG
Molecule: messenger RNA, 1248 nt
Organism: Acanthopagrus latus (yellowfin seabream)
Lineage: Eukaryota; Metazoa; Chordata; Actinopteri; Spariformes; Sparidae
Gene: gpatch11
Product: G patch domain containing 11
Exons: 8
Coding region: 127-900 (257 amino acids)
Cellular component (GO): kinetochore
Molecular function (GO): nucleic acid binding
Source: RefSeq, a predicted model, not a curated record